Messenger RNA from Cryptosporidium muris RN66, 1281 nucleotides. RefSeq lists its product as uncharacterized. The transcript has a single exon. NCBI's taxonomy places the organism in Eukaryota, Apicomplexa, Conoidasida, Eucoccidiorida, Cryptosporidiidae. Bases 1 to 1281 code for a protein of 426 amino acids. The record is from RefSeq and is a predicted model, not a curated record.
AUGGAAAAUGAGAUUAAAUCUAAAAAUCUAUUUAGCCAAGUUAUACAGGAAUUAAAGCUUAAAAGCAUUAUCUUUAAAGAAGAUAAGUCUCAUUAUAAAUUUAAUUAUAAUGAUACUUCAAUUUCUAAAUUAUCUCAAAUUGAUCAAGUUUCUAUAAAUUUAGAAAAUGUACAGUUAUCAGAGUAUGAUGACACAGAAUAUAAAGAUGAGUUUUACAAAGAUAAUAUAAUGACAAAAUCUGAAAGUGUAUAUUUAAAUUCUUCAAAGUAUAAAAAAUAUUCGAAACCUUCAUUUGAAUCUGCAAAAAUAAAAUAUCCAGUAGUUUACCCAUAUCCAAUGACAUACGUAUCUCAAUCUUUACCAAGUCCCCCUAAACAGCAUACCCUCCGUAAAACUGGUAUUAAUUUAAUUGAAGAAGAAUAUAUUUGCCCCAAACUAUCUACACAAGAAUCUUUGAUAUCCAGUAAAAAUUUAACAAUUCCUGAAUAUUUAGGAACAAAAUCAAAAUUUGAAUUAGAUAGCUACAACCAAAAAUCAUUUAAGUUUAAUUCAAAAAAAAAGAAUUGUAAGCCAAGAACACAACUCUUUGCUCAUAUUAAACCUUUAGAGAUUUGUCACAAAGGAAGUUUAUAUAGUAUUAAGACUGAAACUUAUGAUUCAAAUGAUGAAAAUACUUGUAAUGACCUUGGUAAUUUACAAAAAGAUGAAAGUUUUGAAUCUAUAGAUAAGUAUAAUAUAAUUGAAAGACAAAUUAAGAAUAAACAAGAAAAUUCAAUUUGUGAAUCCAAAAAUAGAUCAAAUAAUGAAACUAUGAAUCAUGUAGUAGAUAGGUUCUUAGAACCAGAUAAAAGUGCUAAUAAUACUUGCUUGAUAUAUAAAUUACGGUCGGAACAUACUCAUACAAGACAUAGACCUUUAUAUGAUGAUUCUAAAAACAUUGAAAGUCUGGAUACACAUUUUGAUAUAUCAAAAGUUAAACAGGAAAGAAAAAAAUCACAGCCUAUUGAUUAUCCUAAUCAAACUAAAUUUAAAAAUAUACCUUCAUCUGUAAAAAAUAUCUAUAGUUACAAGAUAGAUAAUCUUGUAGAUCAAGGAGUUGUUAGUGAUUUAUGUGAAGAAGCUAGAAUAUCAAUUCCUCCACUUCCACUCGCUCCAUUACCUAAUCUAAUAGAGCCUACUACAAACUAUAAUAAUAUAGGAAAAAUAUCAAAAACUAUAUUUAAACCUACAGUAGUAACUUCAAGACAUGAAAUGAUGGCUCAAUUACUGGAUAUUGCGUAG